Messenger RNA from Symsagittifera roscoffensis, 4730 nucleotides. RefSeq lists its product as uncharacterized. The coding region runs from base 138 to 4505 and encodes 1455 amino acids. The record is from RefSeq and is a predicted model, not a curated record. The transcript is spliced from 23 exons. Gene Ontology annotation, molecular function: cholesterol binding. Lineage: Eukaryota; Metazoa; Xenacoelomorpha; Acoela; Convolutidae. Gene Ontology annotation, cellular component: prominosome; cell surface; plasma membrane.
UAAGAAAUCAACCGUUCCUAAAACAGGCCACAUUUUCAUUUAUUGGCUGGUGGUCCCAAUAAAAUGCAAUUUUUUUUUAUCAGUUACAAAGUAAAAAACAUCAAAUGGAUAUUCAAGUGUUCAAAUAAAUUUCUGAGAUGUUAAGAUUACCUUUUUUGACAGUUCUAAUUUUGGUUUCCAUAGAAAUGGUUCUUUCGUCCGAGGCUUAUUAUAACACCUCGUUUUGCUGUGACGAUGACAGUAAUUUAGUGUUUCGUAACUUCACUACAACUGAGUUUAGUUAUAACUGGCCUGGUUAUGAGGAAACUAGCAGAUGGAUGCAUGGGGCUGUUGAGUCAAUUGGCGAUCUGAUUUUCACAUCUGAAGUUCCUCAAGAAAGGCUGGCGAAUCUGUACAUUCAAAACAGAGAAAACGAGACUUCUGUCACGAUAGAAGAUAUACGCGAGGAGUUUCACGAGUAUGGUUUCAAGAACCUCGGUUACACUCUCGUGAUUGUUUUGGGUUCUCUCUGUUGCCUGAUGGUGGUCAUGGCUAUUGUCAUCGUGGCCAUACUAUGGCGACUGAAGAAAGCGUUUGUGACCUUGAAAGAUGGCCGGUGUGGAUUUUACUCCCUUUCUGUUCUGAUUGUUGCAUAUUCAAUAUUAGUCAUGCCUGCAGUUUACCUCAUGAGACAAAACUGGAACGAAUUAGAGGACAGUUAUCCGGAUACAUUCAUGAGCAGGGUGGGAAACAUCAAUGAGAAUCUCCAGGGCUAUAUUACAUCAUCCACUGAAGAUGUGGACUCUCUCAGAUACGAACAACUCAGUUUCACAUUCGAGCAAAUUCAGAACAAUUUGGACGAUUUGCCCAGUCUCACUUUUCACCCGGUGGAGAGAAAAAUUCUGGAUGACAUCACUGGACCUAUGAACAGCUUCAACCAAGCGCUGGAAGCUGCCGACUCGGCGUGGGCUUCCAUGCUCGUAUCUUACGAUCUCAUGAUGAAUGGAACAUCGGCAGUAUCUGGUGCCGUCUUCGAGGCCAAGGGACAUCUGAACGAUAUGCAGUGCACCACUUCAGACACAGAGUGCCAAUUGGCGGGUCUUCUGGGAGGAGACGUGGGCAGACAUGAGAACUAUUUCACUUCGGAGAUGGCAAAUCCUCUAGAAGCUGAAAGUUUCCAAGUUUUUGAAGUUGACAUUGGAAACGCUGUCAAUCAGGAAAUGGAUACCAUGGUUGAAACUAUCAACGCUUCCGUCUCCAGCGCUGUCCAGGAAAUGACCGAAAUGGCUUCUAAUGCAGAAAACACAACAGAUUCUCUAUUGGGCGAGAUAUCCGAAGACCUGUUCGAGACUCUCUCUACAUUCGAUUUGAGACAUCAUUUGUGGCAACAGUGGGAUCGCAUGAAAGCAGAUGGCCAUGAUUUCAUCCAAUCUAUGAAGCCGUUCUACCUCUCAGCCCGAUUGAUUGGGGUCAUAAUGAGUGUGAUUGGUCUGCUUCUGCCUAUUGGGGCUGUGAUAGUCUGGAGGAAGAAACCUCCUGAAGACCGAAAUCUUCUCAAUCAUAUUUUGGGAUUCGUCAUGCUAGGGUUCAGUCUUCUCAGUGCUUUGUGCUCCAUAGUUCUGAUGGUGUUAGCAGUGGUUAUGUUCUGGGAAACAUCACCAGCUCUCAAAUUCUGCUCAUCUAUGGCCGAGGGAAACAUGGACUUCAUAGACCAUCCAUUUGUAGUCGACAACUCCAGUGAAAGAUACUUCGCCCAUCAAAUAUUGUCAAACGAGUCCAUACCUUUGACUUUUUUGUCCAUUUUAGACGAUUGUUACCAAAACGAGCCCAUCUAUGUUGCCCUACAACUCUCCUCGUCGGCAAAGUACGACAUCGAAGGCACUCUGAAUGUCGGGGAGUUGUUGCCGGGUGCCGCGAAUGUCUUCAGCUCCGCAACUCCAGAUAUCAGCGCCACUGUACUUGUUCCUGAUGCCUUGAAGACAACGAUGACCUCGUUUGAUAAUUCUGAGUUUGACGGGGAAUUGGAGACCAUGAAUUUAACGUCUUCUGAGAUUCUCACCUGGCACACCCAGUUGAUGUUCGGAACUCCUGGAGUGACAGUGGCCUGUGAUCCCUCCUGCAAGUCCAUGACAGACAUCAGAGACGAGUUGCAGGGAUACCUGAAUGCUGGGAUAGAACCGAACACUGCAAGGUCAAAUGCUCAGUCAGCACUCACUGUUCUGAACCAUUUACUGGACACACUCAUUCCAGACAUGCAGCAGCUGGCCUCCCAUUUCCAGGCCAACAAGAGCCACCUUCAGGACUCACUUUCAGAACUGAAAAGAGUGAUUGAUGAAGUGUUUCUGCCAGCCGAAAACACACUGCAGAAUUGGAUUGCGAAUGAUGCAACUCCCAUGCUCGAAACGAGCGUGGAAGCUGUUGGGUCCAACGUGGAGAAAUACCUGGGCAAUUAUUUGGACUGGGUCAUGGCUAUUCUCGAGGGUGAGUUGGGCAUGUGUGGACCAGUGGCCACUGCCUAUGACUACUUCUGGAACUUCACUUGCGACAAAAUAGUACAGCCGGCGAACGUGAUCUGGUUCCUGGCCAUCUGGGUCUCGCUGUGCCUGUUCAGCACUUCAAUAUGUGCCUUUCGAAUCAGCUUCUAUUUAUUCAGACCACGACAAGUUUCGGAAAAGAAGCCAGUAGAAAGUGAAACGGUGAUUACGACAGCUGAGGAGAAGGUCUAUGAAAGUCAGCCGACAACUGCAAGCAAGAGUCGCCGAUCUUCUGUGCGCGAUAUGUUGGAUGGAAACUUGUCUAAGUCAAAUAGAGUCAGUCCAACCUCCUUUUCUAUGGACACAGACGCGGGAACAGGGAGUACGCAUGACACUUGGAUCCACAACGAGAACCACCACCACACCACUCUCGCCCGACAUCCGCCGCCAAAAAGAGGAAGAAAACCUCCGAGGAUUAGAGACACAUGCGCUGUCAACACAGACGCAAGACGAGUUUCGGAAGUACCGAUUGUUCCGACCUUACUUCUCGCAGAAAAGUCUGUCUCGCCAACUCCGAGUGAAGACGUUGUGGCGGGAAAACCUCCCAUUUCCGGUCGAUCCAGGGGUGCGAUGAGUCAUAUUAUGAAGAUUAAAAGGGUAAAAGGUGAGGGUCGUUGCAGAUCACGCAACGACAGGCCUCGAUCCGCCCCUGGAAAUUUCAUUUGGAAUAAAGUAGUUUUCGUCGGGAGUAGAGGUUCGACGAACUUGUUCGCGACAACUUCGAGUAGCCGAGAGGAUUCGCUAGCCGACGGAUUGUCGGAUUACGCCGAGAGCGAUAUUUCGACUCCCAAAAUGGCGUGGAGUUUUUCGCAAACUAUGACCAAAAAAAUAACGGAGGAGACAAAUUUAAAUGAAGACGCAGCGGAUAAACCAAACAAAACAGAAGAAACAAAAACAGAAGUAAGCAAAAAUAAGCAGGAAAAAGAGGAGGAAAGUUUUCCACUGGAAGACCGAGUCACGCCGUUGAUUUUUGGGAAUCAUUCAGACUUGAAGUUGGAAAAAGAAAACUCAAAAGCCGACGAAAAACCGGAAGAAGCCGGGAGUUUAAAAAGCGACGACAGUAAUCAAAACGAGAAAGAAGACAAAAACGAAAAACCAUCGAACUCUGAGAGCAAAAACCGACCUCGCACAUCGCGUGAAUCGAACCGACAGUCGUCUCUCGGACUUGACGAUGACUCGAGUACAGAAGCCGAUCGCGUGUACUUCACCCGAACUCCGAAUGGUUUGAAAUCUACCAAGCCAGUGGUGCUUGCCAGUGUGACUCCCAGGAACAACGCGACAUCCAGAGAUCCCGCCAGCGAUUCAACAACCAAUUCCGAAAACCCAGAUAAAAGCCAGAAGUCCAAAAUUAAAAAUAACAGGGAAAAGGAGCCUGAAAAUACAGUCUCAAUGGGUCAAGAGCCCAGUAGCCAAAUAGGGAAUGAGGCUGGGGAUUUGAGAUCAAAAAAGAAUGAGUCCCCGGCGACCGAUGCGAAAAUAGAAAUGCAGUCGGCGAGGGGAAAUAAACGAAAGCCUUCAGACGACUUGAACGAGGAACGCACUAAAGGAAAAAGUUCAAUUGACUCAAUAAUCUCUCCAACUUCUCAGCCUGACGAAAAUAGUCCAACCGAUACUUCGGAGAGUCCCACAGAUCUAUCUCCACUACCCUUUCCCACAACAGGUUCCGUGCGACGGGAAUCCACUUUAAUUAUGCCUGAAGAGCCGCGGGUGCCUAGCGGAGGCACCCACAAUACCGUCAUUGUCUAUCGGCACGCAGAGAACAAGAAAAACAAGAAAAAGAAAAACAACAAUAAUAACAAACUCCCCCCGAUUGGCAAAAAUGUCCCCCCGACUCCGCCAGGUGGGAUCAAUUUGAGUGACUAUAAAAACGUGGGUGAUAAUGGGGACGAAGAUGUCAGAAGCAAAAGCGGGGGGAGCUACAGAAGCGUGGACGAUACACGUCCAGGCUUCAUAGAUGCUUCACUACUGAAAGAUAAAUCAAAGAAGAAGUGAAAACAAAAAAGGGUUUGGAGAAAAAAUUUUCCUCGUUGCCUUGAAGAUAGUUCAACAACCUUAAAGUUUAAAUUAAAUGAAGGGGAAAAGCAGAAUAAACAAAUGAUUUCUCAGCUAUCAUCUGAAAACAGUUGAAACAAAACUUCCACUAAAUUUCUUGACCAGAGUUGGCUAUUUUCUGUAAAUUUGAACGUACAUUUCAAUUAAAAACAAAUAGAUGUAAUU